CUGCUUUCGCCUCCCCCUUUUGCUCUGCCGCCUACUGGAAAGGCCUGUGGUCAAAUUUUGGUGGGGAGUGGAGAAUGGACAGUCUAAGAUUCGUUGGAUGUCCUGGCAGAACAUGUGCAGGAGUAAACAUGAUGGAGGGAUGGGGUUUCGCCGAUUUGAGCAUUUCAAUCAGGCGCUUCUCGAUAAGAUUGGCUGGCGGAUCCUGAAUGAUCCCACCUCUCUUCGGGCCCAAGUGUAUAAGGGAAAAUAUUUCCCCAAAGAUUGUUUUCUUGAGGCCACGGCUCGGUCUCGCCCGGCCUGGGACUGGUUGAGCAUUCUCUUUGGUCGACAACUGUUAAUUAAGGAUCUUCGAUGGCAAAUUGGCAAUGGCCGCUCUACCCCGCUGCUGAACAAUAAUUGGGUGCCUCGUCUGCAUCUCGAGAGACCCGUCCACAACCCGCAGGUUUUGCCAACUGGUUGGAACACGGUGGUUGCUGAGGUCAUAUGCUCGGGGGAAGGACGUUGGUGUGACUCGAAACUGAGCCUGUUGUUUGAUCUCCUAUCCGCCCUAAGUUGCGUAUUUUUCUGUGACAAAUUUUCAACCGUCUCAUGCCUACGACUGAAGCUCUUAUUGAGAAGGAUAUCCUUGUCCAUCCUCGAUGUCCGGUGUGCUGGGCAGAGUCUGAGACGCUGAAACAUUUGUUCCUCGACUGUCCAGUGGCAAGGGCAUUGUGGGAUUAUGCGGGUUUGGAGUAUCUUGGUCAAGGGCUUCCUAGGCACACGUUCCCUUUAUUCCUGAAAAAGUUGAUGCAGUGUAUUCAUCAACCUCAGCUGCUUAUGGCAGUUGCUGCAAUUCUUUGGAGUAUCUGGCGAUGUCGGAAUUGGGUUGUAUUUUAGGGCAAGUAGUUCGGGAUCCCAGCCCUACGCGUCAAUUUAAUUAGCAGUAUCAGGAGUGGAUAAGUUUGCCUGGGGGUAGGGCUCAGUAGCGGUCCCCUAUAUUUGCUAAUCAACCUCUGGGGAAUGUAAACCCUGGUUCGUUAGUUUGCAAGUGGGAUGGGACUACCAAACAUGAUUCUCAUUCAGCAGGAGGAAUGGUUGUCCUGACCCCGGACGAGAUGGUUCUAGGGGCUAAAUGUGUUCAAUUUGGUGUCAUAGAUGACCCUCUGGUUGCUGAGGUGCUUACGCUCCGGGAAGCAGUUCAUUGGUGUAGUGCGUCUGGGUUUACGGAUGUACGGUUUGAAGGGGAUGCCCAAGUGGUAAUUGAUAAACUCAACCACUAUGAGGUCAGAGAUAGCCGGAUUGGAGCCCUUCUGGAGGAAGUUCUGCAUUGCUUAUCUAACCAUAGCGGGUUUAGUGUACGGUUUGUAGGUCGACGUAAUAAUAGGGUAGUCCAUUUGGUGGCUCGGAAGGCCUUGCUUUUGUACCCGUCUGCAAAUCGUUUCUUUGAUUUUUUGGCGUGGCUCAAUUCCAUGAUGUAACUAUCUUUUCUCUGAUCAAUAUAUGAUUACUUUUUGUAAAAUAAUAAUAAUAAUAUAUUUGACCUUGCUGUAUUGCUUUUCGAUGAGUAGAUAGUCGAGUCCAACCUCUGUUCUGUCAUGCAGAUAGUCGAGUUGCUCUGCUUGCUGGAGGGAAUGCCGUGUCGUUGGUAAUUUUCUAUGCUAUUGGAAGAUUCAGCCAUGAUUAUUUUCUGUAUUUGACAUUGACACAUUUGAGGAAUGCCGAUCCUUUUGUGGCUGGUAAUAAGUUUGUUCAAAGUUUAAUAUGGUGAAGAUGGUAUAUGGUGCGUUGUGCACCAUUGAAUUGAGGUUUGUCUUGUGUUUUCGAAGACUCUCUAAUGCGUUGUUUCGAGUAAAUUUUAAUGAUUACUGAAGGAUAUAUCAACUCCUCAAUCUCGUAUGUUUUUGCAGAAGUCAUUCUUUUGCACGUCGGUCCUAUUUUUAGGCCAACCAACCAACCAACUAGACAUCCUUUGUCAAGAUUUUCUCCUUUUUCAUGGAGUACACUAGAGAACAAGAACAAGAGGAAGACAUUGAUUUCUUCGUGCAGAACUGCAUACAGAGAAAAGAGAGAAUUAAAUUAUAAUUCUGGAGAAAAAGCGCAGAAAUGCAGCAAUAAAUGAGAACAGAAAGAGGAGAAGGUGUGUGUGGGAGAGAGAGUUAGAAAAUGGCGGAAUAUGAACCACUCGAAUUCCCGAUUUUAUUUUGCUCUUUUAUCUGUUCCCGAUUUUCUGCCCAACCCAUCUAUCCGUUUGAUUUGAUGACAUGCUCGCAGUAAUGAUGGAUCGAUAAAUGAGUGAAUAUAUGUAUAAAAUAUCCUGACUGAGGAAAACCGAGCAGAUAACAAAGCAGUUACAGCCAGGCUGACAGGCGAACGUAGCACAACGAGAAACAAGGAGAGGUUCUUGUUCCUCUCUGUGCUCAUCGCCAUCUCCCUUUCUUCCGGCUUCUCCUCUUCUCAGGCUGCUGUUGAUCGAAAUUCAGUUUCCGUUCAUCAUCAGGUAAGUUGCCAUUUCACAUCUCAAACUCAUCUAUUCUGCACCAGCUUGGCCUUUCUCUCUUUCUUUCUUUCUUCCUCUUUGCUACCAGCCACUAUGUGAUUCAUUUCCAUCCUUUAACAUUUGCUGAGUGUAUGCUUGUCAAUCCAAACCCAGCUUCUGAUUCUCAUUCUAAUCACUUCCCACUUGUUUAUGAAACGAUUAAAAGAUUUUGAAACAUGGGAUUUGAGUCUGAUGAUAUAAUUGGAGACAAACUCCAAGCUGCUGCAUGUAUAUGCAUAUGUGCCCAUUAGUGUUCAACUCUAUGUGCUAACUGCUAACCAUAUACCAUCAUCAACUAGAGCGUUUCCCGCCAUGGAGCUCAGUAAGGAAAAGUGUAUUGCUUCAAUGGAUAUCAAUUCCCUGUUUAUUGCUGUGUGUUUUGCUGCACUGCUUCAAACGAUUCCAAUUUUGUGUUUUCCUUCUCUGUCCUUUCGCUAUUCUAUGAGCUGGGUUUUGGACUUUUGGUUUGCCAUUCCAUUGUGUACUAUAUUAAAAUGUUCGUCUUAAUUAUAAAAGAAGCCAUUACACAUAUGAAGCUGGAGAGUGACUUGUGUUUUGAUCACCAAAUUAGGAGGGGGGAAACGCUGAUUUCUGCUGAGCCCUACUGAUUUGGUUUCUCCCUGUGGAAGAACCAAAUAUAGAAAGCAACUCAAAGGGUUUUAAGUUUCCACUGCCAAAUUUCAUGUUGGGGAAGAAAACUUGUAAUGGUUACUGAGGUUGCUGGGGAAGAAGCCAUAUGAUGGCCACCACUGCAGUCAUUGGACUCACUGCAGGAAACAGACUCCUGCCUUCGUCCUUCCAUUACUGUUCUGAUCCUCCCGAGAAGCUCUUCUGUAGCAGCUCCGAACAUGGAUCAUCCCACUCUCAAUUCACUUCAUCCAGAAGCAUUGUAGUUGCCAAAAAGUCGUCAUCAACAUCCUCAUCGUCACAUUGUGGCCCUGGCUACCCGGGUUCCAGUAGAUCCACACAUUCCAUUAAGGCACUAAAAGACCAUGUAGACACUGCAACAGCUGCAACCACAUGGACUGAGACUAAUUUGAAGGACUUGGAAGAAGAAGAAGAAGAAGAAGAAGAAGAAGAAAGUUGUGAUGUUCUUCACUCCUCGCUAGAGGCACUUCUUCUAUUGCAGAGAACUAUGCUGGAGAAGCAAUGGAGUCUCUCAUUUGACGACGAGAGGGCAGAUGCAUCAUCUGCUGCUGGUAAGAAGAAUGGGAAGAAGAAGAAGAAGAAGAAGGUUCCCGUAGUUACCUGUUCUGGGGUCUCUGCACGCCAAAGAAGAAUCAAUACUAAGAGGAAAGCUGUAGGGCAGAGUGGUAUUAGCCCCGAGCUGGUGCAUAAUCGCUUGACUGGUUACGUGAAGGGCGUGGUGAGUGAACAACUGCUCACUCAUGCAGAAGUGGUGAGUCUGUCGACAAUUAUCAAAGCUGGUCUUUCCUUGGAGGAACGUAAAUCCAGGCUGAAAGAAAGACUGGGAUGUGAUCCCUCUGAUGAACAACUGGCUGAUUCCUUGAAGAUAUCUCGUACUGAACUGCAUUCCAAACAGAUGGCUUGCUCAUUGGCCAGAGAGAAGCUGGCGAUGAACAAUGUUCGCUUGGUUAUGUCUAUAGCUCAAAAGUAUGACAGGAUGGGUGUCGAACUGGCUGACCUUGUUCAGGGAGGUCUGAUCGGACUAUUGCGUGGCAUAGAAAAGUUUGAUUCUUCAAAGGGGUUUAAGAUGUCUACCUAUGUUUAUUGGUGGAUUCGUCAGGGUGUCUCAAAAGCUUUAGUUGAGAAUUCAAGAACCUUAAGGCUACCUAAUCAUCUGCAUGAGAGGUUAGGCCUCAUAAGGAAUGCAAAGAUCAGACUUGAAGAGAAAGGAAUAACACCAUCCAUUGAAAGAAUUGCAGAAUCACUGAAUAUGUCAGAGAAGAAAGUGAGAAAUGCUACACAGGCUGUUAACAAGGUCAUUUCGAUGGAUCGGGAUGCUUUCCCUUCCUUGAACGGUCUUCCUGGAGAAUCCCACCAUGGUUACAUUGCAGAUAACCACUUGGAGAACAACCCUUGGCAUGGAGUAGACGAAUGGGCACUCAAGGAUGAAGUGAAUAAGCUAAUCGACUUGAGUCUUCAAGAACGAGAACGAGAGAUCAUACGCCUUUACUAUGGCCUCGAUACAAAAUGCCUUACGUGGGAGGACAUCAGCAAACGCAUAGGGUUGUCGAGGGAAAGAGUGAGGCAAGUUGGGCUGGUUGCAUUGGAGAAGCUAAAACUUGCAGCAAGGAAAAGGAAGAUGGAAACCAUGCUACUCAAACAUUAGUUGAUUAUAAAAAGAACAAAGAACAGAACUUUACUGUGUAGUGUAUAUAAACAGGAAAAGGGAAGGAAAAUCUGUAUCAAAAUUUUUCUUUUCUUUUUGUUAUAGUUUUAUCAACAGUGAGUAUAUGUGAUUGGAACCUCCAAGGAAGACUCCAUUUGUAGAGAGUUUGAUCAUCAUCUAGUUCUACACAUACAGAUAUACUGAAUAAGAGCUUUUGUAAGAAAAUGGGAAACAAAAGGCUUCUCAUCGCAAAACCGUUUCCGGAUACAAGUACAUUACUGAUUACUGUCGACCACCAAACCUAUGGCCAUGAAACUAAUGGCUGUUCCAAAUUACUACAUAAUUCUUUUAUGGUCAACACUGAGAUAUGUUUUUUUUACCGGAUUAUUCUUUGAAUUUAAUGAAUUUGUCACUAAAAUUAGGAAUAGUUAGUAUGAUAGUUACUUUGUCUAUCUUGAUCAACCUUUUAUAGUUGUACUAUUAGGCUAGAUAUACGAUACAUAAUUUGUUACCACUAAUGUGGUCACAAUCCCUAAAAUAUAUUAAAGGGUUUCUCAAAAAGGCCUUCUUCAUUUCAAAUUCUCUACGAUAUCAUGAAGCCACACAGUUUUUUUCCUUUUCUUUGCCUAUUUUUUCCCCUGUAAUUUCUCCGCCUAUUUUUCCCCGGAUGAUUAACCACUAUAAUAUUUUAUUUUAUUUUUAAAUUAACGUAUUCGUUUAUGUGAAGAGAGAAGAAAUGAGAGAAAAGAGAAAGAGACCGUGAGGGGAAAAUCUGUUAGAUUUUUUCGUUAAAUUUAAAAUUUAAAUUGUUGAUCAUUUUAUUUCGUUUUAAACUAACUUUUGUUUAUGGGAAAAGAAAACUGGGAUAGAGAGAGAAAAUCUAUUAGUAUUUUUGUUGUGAAAUUUAAAUAUAAAGUCAGACUUAAUUUUUAAAUUCCAAAACUAUCUGUAUCAAUAUCUAUAGUUGGAUAUGAGAUUAAAAUAUUAAGGAUUAUUAAUGAGGUUAGCAUAUGCUAACCUCUCAUUCACAUUUGUGUUUUUUCUACUUCCAAGCUAAAAAAUAUGAAUAUACGAUGUGAACAACUAAAUAUGUCCCAAAAUUUCUAAAAUCGUCCUGAAUGAAAAUGAUUAUCAAUCCAUCAUUUGAAGUUUUCUCAAAUCAUAACACAAGCACGUGUUCCAAUUUUUUAUAAAUCGAAGGUGGAUAUAGAAUUUUUGUUGAAAUACAAAACUAUCGACUAAACUUCGUCGCAUAUAAUUGAGAAACCAUAGAAUGUUUUGGUCAUUCUUAAUACUAAUAGUUGGUUUGAGAGAGGAGGCUUAUGAGAGAGGCCACAAGCAAAUGAUGCAAUUAAUACUUAACUUCUUCAAUAACUAUUGAUAAAUAGG
Messenger RNA from Linum trigynum, 6197 nucleotides. NCBI's taxonomy places the organism in Eukaryota, Viridiplantae, Streptophyta, Magnoliopsida, Malpighiales, Linaceae. The record is from the annotation of a GenBank genome assembly.